Molecule: messenger RNA, 408 nt
Organism: Solanum stenotomum
Lineage: Eukaryota; Viridiplantae; Streptophyta; Magnoliopsida; Solanales; Solanaceae
Product: protein ALP1-like
Exons: 1
Coding region: 1-408 (135 amino acids)
Source: RefSeq, a predicted model, not a curated record
AUGAAUGGAAAAGGAUUUCUUUCACCUUAUCGAGGUUAUAUAUAUUGGUUAAAGGAUUGGCGCGGCGAUAAUCCAUCGCCUAGAUGUAAAGAACAACUUUUCAACACGAGGCAUGCUAGAGCUCAUAAUGUAAUUGAAAGGGCAUUUGAUUUGUUGAAAGGACGUUGGAAAAUUCUUAGAAGUUCUUCAUGGUACUCGGUUAAGGUUCAUAACAAGAUCAUUAAUGCUUGUUGCUUGAUUCAUAAUUUCAUUCGUAGAGAGAUGGAAGUGGAUCCCUUAGACAUUGAUAUUGAAGAAGAAAUGGAGUAUCAACACGAGAAUAUUGAUGUUGUUGAAUCGUCGGAGGAGUGGACCACUUGGAGGGAUGAGUUGGCUCAAUCAAUGUGGAAUGCAAGAUUUAACAAUUGA